Populus nigra (black poplar) is the source of this 747-nucleotide messenger RNA. RefSeq names its product pentatricopeptide repeat-containing protein At3g56030, mitochondrial. The transcript is spliced from 3 exons. The record is from RefSeq and is a predicted model, not a curated record. Lineage: Eukaryota; Viridiplantae; Streptophyta; Magnoliopsida; Malpighiales; Salicaceae. Gene Ontology annotation, cellular component: chloroplast. Gene Ontology annotation, molecular function: protein binding.
CUCUGUAAAAACAAAACCAUGUCGAUCUCCCAUCUACGCAAACUUGCUAAAAAAUCACUGAUUCCCCGAUCUCUCUUCUGCCUAACCACCGCAUCUCCCUUCUCCACCUUCCCCAACUUGCCAACCUCCGCCUACUACGACGAUCUGUCCAACACUUCCCGACAUAACAAGCUUCGUUACCUCAUCAGCAAGCGAGUGAGAGACCACUGCUUCAACACCACCAGCACCUUCAAAUUCAUAACCAACUCCGAAACUUCUCUCUCAAUCCUCGCCGACCUCAUCCAAACCCUGGCUCGCCUCGACAAUGGGUUCCCUCGCAAGAGCGCGUUUGACGCACUCAUAGCCGUCCCUGCAAGCUCAACCGGCUGUCUAACGAGAAAGAAGAAUAUGGAACGCUCGUGGCGCCUGAUAGAGAUAAUGACAGAGCAUGGGAUUUCGCCGGAUAUAACGACGCUUAAUUAUUUGUUAACGGCGUAUUGUUUCAAAGGGGAUUUAACAGCUGCAAGCGGAGUUGUGAAGAGGAUUGAAGAGGAGGGGCUGGGUGUGGACUCGCGUGCUUAAGACGUGCCUGUGUUGGACGCGUGUAAGGAGGGGAAAGUGGAAGGGGCGUUGGUGGUGUUGAGGAGGAUGGAGUGCCGGUGUUGGAAAGAGGAGGGUUUGGAUAGCGAGAAUUUUAGGAUUUUGGGGAGUAAGUUCAUUGAGUUUGAGAGGUUUAAAGAAGCUAAGUUGGUUUUGGAGGAAAUGUGA